Messenger RNA from Oncorhynchus gorbuscha (pink salmon), 4384 nucleotides. Its product is annotated as inosine-5'-monophosphate dehydrogenase 2. Gene Ontology annotation, cellular component: cytoplasm. Lineage: Eukaryota; Metazoa; Chordata; Actinopteri; Salmoniformes; Salmonidae. Gene Ontology annotation, molecular function: IMP dehydrogenase activity. The transcript is spliced from 14 exons. Gene Ontology annotation, biological process: GTP biosynthetic process. Bases 275 to 1867 code for a protein of 530 amino acids. The record is from RefSeq and is a predicted model, not a curated record.
CGAACGAAUCGUUCGCAAACUGCACAUCACGAACACGUGUGCGACCGGAGCUACCGCCAGACAGGGCAGAAGCCUGAUAACAUUAGAGGUCGAGGAAUAUAAAGGGCAUUUCGGUUUAUUUUCAACUGUUGUGAAUGCAUUACAUGACAUUUUUACAGACUUGACUUUAACAAGGCGCGCUGGGGAUGGUCGCACCACGCCACAGCUGACUGACAGAUCGCCAAUCGGAACUAGGAGUGAAAGGAAGAAAGUUCUCGGUCUCGUGGGUCGUUGUAUGUUUAGCAUCAAAGUGACUGAUCAAACACGAAAUAGAUUGUGUAUCAUGGCUGACUACUUGAUCAGUGGACAGACUGGUUACGUGCCCGAUGAUGGACUGAGCGGGCAGCAACUCUUCAACUGCGGGGACGGCCUUACGUACAAUGACUUCCUGAUUCUCCCAGGGUAUAUUGACUUCACAUCGGAACAGGUGGAUUUGACUUCAGCCCUGACAAAACGGAUCACCAUGAAAACGCCUUUUGUAUCCUCCCCUAUGGACACAGUCACAGAGUCAGCGCUGGCAAUUGCCAUGGCACUCACAGGAGGAAUAGGCUUCAUCCACCACAACUGCACUCCAGAGUUCCAGGCCAACGAGGUCCGCAAGGUCAAGCGGUACGAGCAGGGUUUCAUCACAAACCCGGUAGUGAUGAGUCCUACAGACCGUGUGGCCGACGUGUUCCAGGCCAAGGCACGCCACGGCUUCUGCGGCAUCCCCAUCACAGACAACGGCCACAUGGGGGGCCACCUCGUUGGCAUAAUCUCCUCGCGUGACAUUGACUUUCUGAAGGAGGAGGAGCACAUCCUGCCUCUCAGUGAGGUGAUGACAAAGCUGGAGGACCUUGUCAUUGCUCCAGCUGGAGUGACACUGAAAGAGGCCAAUGAGAUUCUGCAGAGGAGUAAGAAAGGUAAGCUGCCCAUAGUGAACGAGGAGGGCUGCCUGGUGUCCAUCAUCUCCAGGACAGAUCUGAAGAAGAACAGGGACUUUCCCCUGGCCGCUAAAGACUCCCGCAAACAGUUGCUGUGUGGGGCAGCCAUCGGCACGCACAACAAUGACAAGUACAGACUGGACCUGCUGGUGCAGAGCGGAGUAGACGUGGUCGUACUGGACUCCUCUCAAGGGAACUCGAUCUUCCAAAUCGACAUGAUUAAGUACAUCAAAGAGAAAUACCCACAGCUUCAGGUCAUUGGAGGCAAUGUGGUAACUGCAGCCCAGGCCAAGAACCUGAUCGAUGCCGGGGUGGAUGGCCUGCGCGUGGGCAUGGGCAGUGGCUCCAUCUGUAUCACACAGGAAGUGUUGGCAUGCGGGCGUCCCCAGGCCACCGCCGUGUACAAGGUGUCGGAGUACGCCCGUCGAUUCGGGGUGCCAGUCGUUGCCGACGGGGGCAUCCAGACCGUGGGGCACAUUGCCAAAGCCCUGGCACUGGGGGCAUCUACAGUGAUGAUGGGCUCACUCCUGGCUGCCACCAGUGAGGCUCCAGGUGAAUACUUCUUCUCUGAUGGCAUCAGGCUGAAGAAGUACAGAGGCAUGGGCUCACUGGAUGCCAUGGACAAGAACCUGGGCUCCCAGACCAGAUACUUCAGUGAAUGUGACAAGACUAAGGUGGCCCAGGGUGUGUCGGGGGCAGUCCAGGACAAGGGCUCCAUACAUAGGUUUAUUCCCUACCUGCUGGCUGGGAUCCAGCACUCCUGUCAAGACAUCGGAUCCAAGAGCCUCACCCAGCUCAGAGCCAUGAUGUAUUCUGGGGAUCUGAAGUUUGAGAAGAGGACGAAAUCGGCCCAGAUGGAGGGAGGAGUCCACAGCCUGCACAGUUAUGAGAAGCGCCUGUUCUAAGGAAGAGAACACAGUAGUGGGCUGCAGACUUGUGUUCCUCAAGCAUACGCACAUGCAAGCACAAACAACUACUUGCCAACCCCAAAUCUGUCUGUGCCUUUGAGCAAGGCACUUAACACUAAUUGCUCCAAGGUUGCCGUUGAUAAUUGCAGAUCCUGGCCGUGACCCCACUCUCCUAGUGUAUCUCAGGGAGUUGGGAUAUGCAAAAAUGUGUUUCUAAUUCACACAUGCGUAUUAAUACACACGUGUACAUGUGUGAAAUAGGAAAAAUAUUAGCAUCCACAAUUAUUACACACUCACACAAGUGCUGGGCGAUUAGUUCCUUUUGAAGGUAGUUUCGGAUCGAUUAUGAAAAAAUAAAUCGGUUUCGAUUAUUUUUUUAAACAUUAAAUGCAUUAUGAAAUAAUGACAUUAAAAUGAUUUUAUAGCUUUUUAAUGGAAAUUCCAAAACCAAAAAUAGUGAACAUUCAAUUGCCAAACUAAAAAUACUCCAUGGUCUCUUUCACAUUCGGUUGACAUCAAAAGAAAAACAGGAAAUUACUAUGAAAUAAUAUUUCAGUUGUGUAUAUUACUUACUUUUUAUUUGAUAACUUUAUUUUUCAUUCCUUGAAGUCAUCAUGUAUUACUUAGUCAUCCUAUUUAGCUAACUGGACUAAGCAUGCUGCAGAGCUGUCUGAUGUAAUCAUUUGACUAGUUAUUCAAAGUAGAUGAGGCAUACUUUCCCAAACUGUCUCUCUCUCGUUGUUGUGCAGUAGCGGUAUAUGGGUAAAAUCACUGGGGAAGCCAAGCCAGCCAGGGAAAGAAAAUCCAAAUUAUAACCUAUAUGUUGUGAUAAUUGCGUUGUUUGCUCUAUAACCUGUUAGUUCACAUGCCUUGACACCGUGAUAUAUAUAGAAGACACAGUGGCAUAAUACAUUCAACCACACCUUUGUUUCGUCACAAAACCAGGGAGCAACAUCUGUCCGGUGGAGUCCACAAAGCAUAUUGCAUAUAACAAACAGUUACAUGACCUACAGCAUAAUCAAGCACGUUAAUGUUAGCGAUAUUUUCGGACUACUAAACAACUACUGAUUUAGAACACCAGAGAGUUACCAACCGCAAGUCGCAAAGAAAACAGGAGCCUCCACUAUUCCAGCACCAUUUCAAUAUCAUCAAAUCACCUCUGCUUAGUCUAAUACAGUGACAACUAAACGAUACCAAACACUAUUUAGUCCAAUAAACAUAAGCUAAAUAUGAUGUGGCUGUCCAUGGUACUGAUUUCUGUGUGUGCGGCGUGCUUGCAAGUAGAAAAACGUGGACUCGCUUAACUUGUAUAGAAACGCCAAUUCCAUCCUCUCAUGUUGCCAAAACAGUCCAUGACUCUGUCAUAUACAGUACAUAUUUGUAGUUUUUGCUGUCCAAGGCUAACUGGCUAAAAUGCUUGCUCGCUAGCCUAACUUCCUUCCAUGGUCAACAAUGAGCCAGCUAGUUAACAUCAGGCCAGGGGCACAAUAUAUUAAUUCAUGGUUGGAUCAGAAUCACCGUUAUAAUCAAAUAAGAAUGUUUUUAACUGACUUGCCUAGUUAGAUUUUUUUUAAAUUGGCCAGACAGAGAAUUAAGUAAAAUCACAAGUCCAAAUCCCUAUUGCCAUCCAUGGCUGUUUUAGAUGACUAACCACCGGAGGACAACACAACAAUUCAAGUUUUUUUCAAAUCCAAACUUGCUUCCCUUGACCCUUUUUUUUUUUGGUGCGCCAGGACCAUUCACAGUUUAGAUUAAUGCUGAUUGGCUAAUAUUUUAUAUUGGGGAGGGCCAAUGUUCGCUGGCUUCGCUUGCAUUCAAUGCUACGGGUGGCAACAAUAUCAUCCUCUUUUGGACCAGACAUCAUCUGAUAGAUGGGCUAUAGAGACAGAGAGCCUCUUGCGAAUUUAAGGAAAACUAAACAGAUUUGUAUAUUUUCCCAUUUUUGGGGGAAACCCAGCUUCCCUUGGCAUCCAUGAAUAGACACCACUCAUGUUGUGUACAUUCCUUUUUCAUCCAGUCUAUAGGUAUCUAACCUAACGUAGCAGGCGUAAGUGUAUCCAUCUCUGUCCAAGCCAGAAAGGACAGGCGCAAUUAAUUUGAUCAUUAUAGUUAAAUACCAAUUUUCUGCACUAAACUAUGUUGAAUAUUUGCUUAAUGAAAACUACAACACCCUUCUGCACAGCGUUCCACAUAGUUCUUGACUUGAUUUCUCUCGUGAAUGAUUUGAUUUAUUUCCAUAGAAACGGCGUGUUGGGCUCUCACAAAAAAACAAGUGGUUUAAAUCAAAUAAAAAACGACAUUACAGUUAAUCGCUCAGCACUAACACAAACAUAAAUGACCUUAACCAUCAGUCUUCCCUGACACAGACAGACAUGCUCUGCUCUCCCAGAAAGAGCAUGUCUGUCUGUCAGUACUGUGAUGGAGUGUUUUUGUGUAAUCAGAUGCCUCCCAUGUCCUUCUGAAAUGAACUGACUUUGAAUAAGUAAAAUAAAAAAAGUAAACAUUUUCAACAAG